CACCUGAUGAGUUUGAGCAUGGAUAUGGAAGACAUUUGUAAGAUCAUUGUUACAGCUGCAGGUGGGGCCGGUGCUGUGGUCUUGACUCCUACUCUCCUGGCCUCCCUGGGUUUCACCUCAACUGGGAUAGCAGCAGGCUCCCUUGCUGCCAAACUAAUGGCAUAUUUUGCAGUUGCUAAUGGAGGAGGUGUGGCAGCUGGGGGUCUGGUGGCAUUCCUCCAGUCACUGGGUGCAGGUGGUUUUUCAGGAGCAGGAAGUGUACUUACGGCCGGCGCUGGAGGAGCUGUAGGAUGGCUGAUAUCAACCAUUUGUAAUGUAACUGUAAUCAGUGGGGAGUAACUACUUAAAUGUAACAGUGUUACAUAAUUUAAGUGUAACUGUAAUCCUUACAAUUACUGAGUAAAAAUAUGUAAUUAAAUUACAAGUACUCAUGAAAAUGUUGACGAUUACAAAGGAUGUUACAGCUGAAGGAUUCUGUAAAAAUCUUAGGCUAUAUGUUGAAUAAUAUUCAUUUUGUUGCUUUGCAUGUUUUUGAUGUGCACAAUACCCUCUUUUGUCAUUUCCAGUCAAGGCCAUUAUUAAAGCCGUUUGAUGCUA
Scomber japonicus (chub mackerel) is the source of this 597-nucleotide messenger RNA. RefSeq names its product interferon alpha-inducible protein 27-like protein 2A. The record is from RefSeq and is a predicted model, not a curated record. Gene Ontology annotation, biological process: apoptotic signaling pathway. The coding region runs from base 7 to 339 and encodes 110 amino acids. Gene Ontology annotation, cellular component: mitochondrion; membrane. The transcript is spliced from 4 exons. NCBI's taxonomy places the organism in Eukaryota, Metazoa, Chordata, Actinopteri, Scombriformes, Scombridae.